AUGAAUUGGGGCGAUCAUUACACUACGCACAAAUUUCAAGGUCUUUAUUUAAUUCAAACUGAGAUAUUUUUACAAACAGAAUUAAACGAAUUACGCAUCAAACAAAAUUUAGAACAUGCCUCGCAUGAUGUAAUUGACGAUGACAAUGUGUUUGAUGAUGAAAAUACUGCAGCUGAAGAUGAUAAUGAAGAAAAUUUUCAGAUUCCAUCUACUGAAAAUAAAAACAAUUUUGUACUUGUCAACACGCGAGUUGAUUAUCAAUAUCGAUCAGAUAUCUUAAGCAAAAUCUGUUUAUACGAUUUCGUUAGUACAUUUUAUAAGAGAAAAAUGAAUGCAACAGAUGCAAAAUAUUUAUCAAAAUCUUCCACUACAGAAGACCAACAAGGGAUUCGAAAAGGCCGACCACCAAAUCAACGUUUUUCUUUUCAAGAACAGCAUCCACAAGCGACAACCUACCUGUUGACUGAAUACAGUGAGGCUCAUAUACCGAUUCUCUAUGGUCC
Adineta steineri is the source of this 503-nucleotide messenger RNA. The record is from the annotation of a GenBank genome assembly. Lineage: Eukaryota; Metazoa; Rotifera; Eurotatoria; Adinetida; Adinetidae.